UUCUGCUGGACGUGACGGGAGGACCCUAAAGGGACGAGCAGGGGAGAGCAAGCGGACUGCUGGACUGACUGAGCUCGCGGGAUGAGCUCCAGGCACCUCGCCUUUUCUGUUGGCUUGCUUCUGCCUGGUCUGGGCUCCCAGAUGCCUCCAUGCACCUGUGCGCCCCACAGGCUCUGAGCUUGUGUAACUAUUUCGAGAGUCAGAAUGUGGAUUUUCGAGGCAAGAAAGUGAUCGAACUGGGCGCUGGGACGGGCAUCGUGGGAAUCUUGGCUGCGCUGCAGGGUGGCAGCAUCCUCGCUCGACACGUUCCGGGAGGAGUUUUGGUCCUCGCGCCACGCCGUAGGCCGGGCGUCUCACCUGUGCGCCGGCGCGCGGGCGUGUCCAGGCUGCUAGAAAGGAUGUCGCUGCUGCGGUCGCUGCGUUUCUUCCCGGUCGCGUGCACCGGCCUCUCGGCGAGGUCCGUCCUGCUUCAGUCGUCCCAGCCAUGGCACACGUUUCACGCGGGCCCCUCGUUGGCAUCUGCCUCCAGCAAGGAGCUCCUUAUGAAGUUGCGGCGGAAAACAGGCUACUCCUUCGUCAACUGCAAGAAAGCUCUGGAGACUUGUGGCGGUGACCUCAAACAGGCAGAGGCCUGGCUGCACAAGCAGGCCCAGAAGGAAGGCUGGAGCAAAGCAGCCAAGCUCUAUGGGAGGAAGGCCAAAGAAGGCUUGAUUGGACUGCUGCAAGAGGGAAACACAGCCGUGCUAGUAGAGGUAAACUGUGAGACGGAUUUUGUCUCUAGAAAUUUAAAGUUUCAGCAGUUGGUCCAGCAAGUCGCCCUGGGGACCCUGUCUCACUGUCAGAGCCUGCAGGAUCAGCUGUCCACCUACACCAAGGGCUUCCUGAACUCCUCUGAGCUUUCUGAACUUGCAGCUGGGCCCGGCACAGAAGGCACUCUCAAGGACCACUUGGCCUUAGCGAUUGGGAAACUGGGAGAAAACAUGAUUCUUAAGCGAGCUGCCUGGGUGAAGGUGCCGUCUGGGUUCUAUGUUGGCUCUUAUGUGCACGGAGUGACCCAGAGCCCCUCCCUCCACAACCUGGUCCUGGGGAAGUAUGCGGCCCUGGUCGUCUGCGAGACCUGUGAGCAGAGCGCAAACCUGCAGGAUGUGGGCCGUCGCCUGGGGCAGCAUGUGGUGGGCAUGGCCCCUCUCUCGGUUGGCUCCCUGGACGAUGAGCCUGGAGGAGAGACUGAGACCAGAAUGCUGUCCCAGCCGUACCUGCUGGACCCUUCCAUCACGCUGGGGCAGUACGUGCAGCCCCAGGGCGUGUCUGUAGUGGACUUCGUGCGUUUUGAAUGUGGAGAAGUGGAAGAGGCAGCAGAGGCCGAAUAGGUUUUGGCCCAGGUGGAAAUAAUUUAUUUUUAGAUCUGGAUUUCCUUAUUAAAAAUUAUUUUCUAAACCUCU
Molecule: messenger RNA, 1442 nt
Organism: Microtus ochrogaster (prairie vole)
Lineage: Eukaryota; Metazoa; Chordata; Mammalia; Rodentia; Cricetidae
Gene: Tsfm
Product: elongation factor Ts, mitochondrial
Exons: 8
Coding region: 150-1370 (406 amino acids)
Biological process (GO): mitochondrial translational elongation
Molecular function (GO): translation elongation factor activity; protein binding
Source: RefSeq, a predicted model, not a curated record